UCGGCUACUUUCCAGAGAGUGUAGCGUACAGCCCUUCAACUUUUCAGUACAAGUAUCGUUAGACUCAGCUUAGUAUAUUAAUUCUAUUCUGCAAUUUGAUGCAUGCUAGCGCUUGUCGAAGUGACCCUUGGACAUGCCAAUUCAAGACUCCCUCAGCCUUGACACAUGUCGAUUGAUUGCAGAAGCAGUGAAGCUCGGAUAUAAUCGUCGUGCUGUGCUAGUCUUGGUGCUCAGUUGGAGUUCCAGUACUUCUGACUCAUCUGAGCAAGUCCAACACGUGACUGGAAUCCGGCGACAGUCCGAGCAAGAGAAGAGGAGCGCCAGUGACAGACCGUGUUCCGGAUUCACAUCGACUCCCGCAGACUUGUCAGACAUGUCACGCAACCUACAAAAGUUUACAAAGCAAGCCAGUGCUGGAGGCUUCACAGCCGAGAAGCUCUUUGGUGCCAUUCCUUCGCUCGUCCUAUGGGGCGGUGCCGCUGGUGCAGGUGUUUUGCUCUACGGACAAGGCGUGCGCAAGUUGCGAAACGACGUCCUCGAGUCUGUGCCCAUUCUCAAGGAUUACUUCAAGUCGACACACGAGGUGCCUGCUUCUGUAAGUGAUCAUCAAUGCUAGGGAGACCCUGCUGACCAGACUAGGACAACCCAUUCUAAGCUACAAUUACGAAAAGCACCGAC
Molecule: messenger RNA, 678 nt
Organism: Protomyces lactucae-debilis
Lineage: Eukaryota; Fungi; Ascomycota; Taphrinomycetes; Taphrinales; Protomycetaceae
Exons: 4
Coding region: 134-616 (160 amino acids)
Biological process (GO): mitochondrial electron transport, ubiquinol to cytochrome c
Source: RefSeq, a predicted model, not a curated record